Fusarium poae is the source of this 717-nucleotide messenger RNA. RefSeq lists its product as uncharacterized. Lineage: Eukaryota; Fungi; Ascomycota; Sordariomycetes; Hypocreales; Nectriaceae. The transcript is spliced from 4 exons. Gene Ontology annotation, molecular function: cellulase activity. Gene Ontology annotation, biological process: polysaccharide catabolic process. Bases 1 to 717 code for a protein of 238 amino acids. The record is from RefSeq and is a predicted model, not a curated record.
AUGAAGACCACACUUCUCUUGGCUGGUGCUCUUGCACCUUUUGCUCUCGCUGAGGAUCUCUGCGAGCAGUACGGAUACCUCGCCAACGACGGCUACGCAUUCAACAACAACGCCUGGGGUAAGGACGCUGGAACCGGUGACCAGUGUACUCAUGUCGACUGGACUAACGCCAACGGUGCUGGAUGGCACGUCGAGUGGAACUGGACCGGCGGUCAGGACAACGUUAAAUCCUACCCCAACUCGGCACUCCAGAUCGGAGCAGACAAGAAGAUUGUUAGCUCCAUCACCAACAUGCAGUCUACCGCCGAAUGGACGUACAGUGGUGAGAGUAUCCGCGCCGACGUUGCUUACGAUCUGUUCACUGCUGCGGAUCCUAACCAUGAAACCUCGAGCGGCGAGUACGAGCUUAUGGUCUGGCUUGCUCGAUAUGGCGGUGUUCAGCCCAUUGGAACCUUGCAGACAACUGUUACCAUUGAAGGCCACAGCUGGGAGCUCUGGGUCGGCAUGAAUGGCAGCAUGAAGGUCUUCAGCUUUGUUGCGCCUACCCCGGUCAAUGACUUCAAUGCUGAUAUCAAGCAAUUCUGGGACUAUCUCGCCAAGUCGCAGAACUACCCUGCCAGCGAGCAGUACCUCCUCACCUUCCAGUUUGGUACCGAACCCUUCACUGGACAGAACGCCAAAUUCUCAGUCUCCAACUUCAACGCCCAUUUGAAAUAA